AUAACAAACAUUUUGAAUGCGGUUUUUUGCAUCGUUUGCUCCGGUCGUUUGCUCGGUUUGUUGAUCAGUUUCCUAGAAAAUUCAAUCUUUCGAUAAAUUUUCAGUCUCUUAAAAUUGAUAGCGUCUAGGGAACUAAACAUAAGCUCCGGCAAAAUGUAUCCUCAAAGUUCGCAGAAAAAAUAUUGGACUUUCAAAAGCGAACAGGAACUGGCGGAACUCCGGCUGAAACAGAACUACAAUUUCAUUGCCCGGCAUGGAGUCGGGAUGUCUGAAGAACAAAAAGGAGCUUUCUUCCUAUCAUCGGACGAGGAACGGCUUUUGCUCAAACAGUACGAGCUUCAGCUGAAGGAAUUCUGCAAACGGUUCGAGCCUCCAAUGCCAAAAUACGUCGUCGGAACAGCGUUCCAUUAUUUCAAACGGUUCUACCUGAACAAUUCGUCCAUGGAUUACCACCCGAAGGAAAUUUUGGCCACUUGUGUGUAUCUUUCCUGUAAAGUAGAAGAAUUCAACGUUUCUAUUGGCCAAUUUGUGGCCAACAUUAAAGGAGACCGCAGCAAAGCGAUGGACAUUAUUCUGUCGAACGAGUUGUUGUUGAUGCAGGAGUUGAAUUACUACCUCACUGUGCACAAUCCGUUCCGGCCAAUAGAAGGAUUUCUGAUCGAUAUUAAGACUCGGUGCAAUAUGAACAAUCCCGAUAGGCUUCGACCAGGCAUAGACGACUUUAUAGAUAAAACAUUCCUCACCGAUGCUCCCUUGAUGUACGCCCCUUCACAGAUUGCUCUGGCAGCAGUUCUCCACGCGGCGAGUAAAGAACAGGAAAACCUAGAUAGUUACGUUACCGAAUCACUGUUUGGAACAGCGAAAGAAAAGCUCCCAGUUCUGAUAGAAGCCGUCCGAAGGGUCCGGUCGAUGGUACGCACUAUUGAGCUACCCCAGAAGGAACGUGUGCGUGCCCUCGAGAAAAAGUUGGAAAAGUGUCGGAACCAGGAAAAUAACCCGGACAGUCAAAUCUACAAGCAACGGAUGAAAAAGAUGUACGAAGAUGAGGAUGAUAUCGAGCUGAUGAGUACCUCGUAUCACAUGAAUGCCACCGACACCAGCCUGGAAGUUUCCCAGCUGAAUAACAGUAAUCCAGCUAACAUGUCGAUAGAAUGAGGCGGUAAAUUCGGACACGUGCAGCUAAAACAAGUUUAUCUUUUACUCUUAAUUGUACUUUACUGUUGUAGUUUCUCUUUCGGUUCGCGUAGCGCCAUCUGUUUCCGUACAAAUGCCAAUGUGUUGUAAGUAUGACAGUUAUUUGUAAUAAAAAUCUUCUAAAAUUUAAA
This is a messenger RNA of Aedes aegypti (yellow fever mosquito), 1325 nucleotides long. RefSeq names its product cyclin-H (gene CycH). The transcript has 6 exons. Bases 154 to 1155 code for a protein of 333 amino acids. Gene Ontology annotation, cellular component: transcription factor TFIIK complex; nucleus. NCBI's taxonomy places the organism in Eukaryota, Metazoa, Arthropoda, Insecta, Diptera, Culicidae. The record is from RefSeq and is a predicted model, not a curated record. Gene Ontology annotation, molecular function: cyclin-dependent protein serine/threonine kinase regulator activity. Gene Ontology annotation, biological process: DNA-templated transcription; regulation of cyclin-dependent protein serine/threonine kinase activity; regulation of transcription by RNA polymerase II.